Molecule: messenger RNA, 2172 nt
Organism: Toxotes jaculatrix (banded archerfish)
Lineage: Eukaryota; Metazoa; Chordata; Actinopteri; Toxotidae
Product: synaptosomal-associated protein 25-A-like
Exons: 8
Coding region: 140-754 (204 amino acids)
Biological process (GO): synaptic vesicle priming; synaptic vesicle fusion to presynaptic active zone membrane; exocytosis
Cellular component (GO): plasma membrane; synaptobrevin 2-SNAP-25-syntaxin-1a-complexin I complex
Molecular function (GO): voltage-gated potassium channel activity; SNAP receptor activity; syntaxin-1 binding
Source: RefSeq, a predicted model, not a curated record
GUUAAACGGAGCGGCAGAGCAGACGGACGCUUUCACCGUGCGUCGAAACAAAUAAAUCAAAACAGAAAAGAGAAGAAGAGGAAGAGCAGAGGAAACUUGACGAGUCUUUCUUGUUUGAGGUCAAAGUUCAACAGUCAUUAUGGCAGAUGAAGCGGACAUGCGCAAUGAGCUGGCUGACCUGCAGACGCGCGCAGACCAGAUAGCUGAUGAGUCCCUGGAGAGCACUCGGCGUAUGCUGGCUCUGGUCGAGGAGAGUAAAGAUGCUGGCAUCAGGACUCUGGUCAUGCUGGAUGAGCAGGGAGAACAACUUGAUCGUGUGGAAGAGGGCAUGAACAAGGUGAACGCAGACCUGAAGGAGGCCGAGAAAGAUUUAAAAGAUUUAGGACAGUGCUGUGGUCUGAUAUGCCCAUGUAUUAAAAAGAUUAAGGGCGGGGGCCAGGCCUGGGGAGGGAACCAGGACGGAGUGGUGAACAGCCAGCCAGGGGCUCGAGUGAUGGACGAGCGUGAACAGAUGGCCAUCAGUGGGGGCUUCAUCCGCAGGGUAACAAAUGAUGCCCGAGAGAAUGAGAUGGAUGAGAACCUGGAGCAGGUGGGCGGCAUCAUUGGCAAUCUGCGUCACAUGGCCCUGGACAUGGGCCAGGAGAUUGACACCCAGAACCGCCAGAUUGAUAGGAUCAUGGAGAAGGCUGAUUCCAACAAGACCAGGAUUGACGAGGCCAACCAGCGUGCUACAAAGAUGUUGGGCAGUGGCUAAACUGCAGCGAAAAGUGCUUUGAUUCCUGUUUAACCCCAGACACCCUAAAAAUAACAACACCAACCAAACCCAGCCCAGCUCCCAACACCAAUGGCGCCCACUUCCUUGGCUCAACAGCAGGCGCUGCAAAAUCAUGCUUUUAUUGUGAUACUUGUAGAAGUUUGCACAACAUGCACAUAUCAUACGCCCCCCCCCCCCCCCCCCCCCUUCUCAUUCCUGCCCAUCAUUUACCCUCAGUCCCUUCCCUCCCCUUAUUGUCAGUGUUGUUCUGUGUUGUUGCUCUUUUGAUUUUGUUAAGAAGUAAUAGUUCUGUUACACAACAUCCACUCAAACUCUCUCCACACUGUACAUAGUGCUUCUUAAAUGGCUUCAUUGAUUUAGAUCAUUUGUCCUGUUUUCUUCAUCAUUCUCUUCUUUUUUUUAAGUCUGCGUGUAAGAUAAACUGUAUGUAUACCUUGCUUCAAGAUGUCCUUCCCCCAUAUCAGUAUUCUGGUGUUGUCCAUGUAAGACACACUGUGUAUUCAUCAGUUAAGAUGUCGUGAUGCUACAUGAUAACGCCACAGUGAUUUGCCGUUUAUAUAGUGAACAUGAAAACUUGUAACCAAGGCCACUGUUUAAAUUCUGCAAUUAUGUAAUGUAGAUGUGUGGAGCUGCUCAGAUCUGAAUACCACAGUAGAUCAUGGAUACUCAGCUAAGUGUUUGUAAGUAUUUGAGCCAUCUGGAUGAAAAUAUGAACUUUUUGGUCAUGACUGUUAGCGCACCAGUAUUUUACUAAACUCCAAUGACGGAGCAGUAUUAAAACAAUUCGAUGCCAUAGACUGUAUAGUAUACACCUUUUCCUCAGGGAGCUAAAUCUAACCAUUCAAAAGCAAGGGUUGAAUUUUUAAUUGACCCAUUAUAAUUCAUAAAAACGAUACUUCAUAUUUAUACCACAAGGCUUGGUGUAUGUGUGAAAAAUUGCAUUUGUAUGCGGUCUGAACAGCAUUGUUGAUGGGAUUCUGGUUAAACCAUCAGACAAAUAUUGGGCAUUAAUCAUAACAGCUAACAUUGUGAUUAAUAAUGAAAAAGAGGUGGAGCUUUGCUAGAGGCCAUAGUUCAACAGCAACCAAUCCUAUGGAAAAGUUACAGGAAAUUGAACAACCUCUUCACAUACCAGGCCAGACUGCUUUACCCAUGAUUCAACCCUAGCAAUAUCAAGAAGCGCAGUAAGUGUGUUAUGCAUGUCCAUCCACUGCUAGAAGUCACUGAAUAAUUCAUUUAUCCAGGCAAAAAUAUCCUAACAUGGCAACCGCAUGCUACGUAUGUAGGCCACACAGAGGAGAGGCCCAUAUUUAUCUGCAAUAGUGCCACUCUUUUUGUUUCAUGUCUCUUUACCUUUCCAGACUGUGACCAUCACUGUAAAAUAAUUCCUUGGAAAA